Dermatophagoides farinae (American house dust mite) is the source of this 5003-nucleotide messenger RNA. The record is from RefSeq and is a predicted model, not a curated record. NCBI's taxonomy places the organism in Eukaryota, Metazoa, Arthropoda, Arachnida, Sarcoptiformes, Pyroglyphidae.
AAUAGUAAUGGUGGUGGUAAAAAUCUUAAAAUUGUCAUUGUUAAAGCUGAUGAAAUGGAUAAUAAUAGCAAGAAUAGAAUCAAAACACCAUCGCCACCGCCAACAAAAACAACAUCGAUUUUGAUGCCUGUUGAUCAACCACCAAAAUCGCUAUCAUCUACAACUAAUACCGUUAUUGUUCCAAAUCAUUGUACAAUACAAUCAUCAUCAAAUCGUCGUAAAUCAAAAUUUUCUGUUAUGAUGGGUAUUACACAAUCUGGUGGUAUUAAUAAUCAUCAACAACAACAGGCAAAGAAAAAACGUUCGGAAGAUUUUGGCAUACCAUCAUCCGUUUCCUGUAGUGAUAUACUUGAUCUUGAAUUGCUCAAUCGUCGUUAUACGAUACGUCGUAAAAUACAGAUAUUAGGCAUAAUGACAUUUGCAACGAAUGUAUUUGCAUUAUUAUAUUAUAUGAUCAUUAUGUCUAUUGAUUCCUCAUUUUUUUCACCAUUAUAUCAAGAUGAUAAAAAUAAUGGUAAUCAUACAACAAACGUUAGUGAUAUAGUAACAUCUAUUCUUGUUACUAUUUCUACAACAACUACUUCAUCCGGUGAUAAUCAAUCAUCAAUAAUAGAUGUAAUCGUAUUGAUAAUAACAACAAUAAUGGUCAUCAUAUCAUCAUCAUUAUUAUUUCCAUUAGUAAUCUGUACAUUGACUAGUCAUUUUUGUGAUGUUAAAUAUUCACGAACAAAUUUUUUUGCUGCUAAUUCCGCCUCCGCCACUAUGACCAUGAAUAUCAAUGCAAAUUGUUUUACUUCUUCUUUUAUGGCUAAUCCAAAAACAACAACAACAACAAUCAUUGGUAAUAAUGAUAAAUUAUUAUCGUCGUGUGCCAAUAAUAAUAACAAUAAUUCAAAUAAUGGAUCGCCACCAUAUCGACAAUAUAUAUUGGCAACCGUGUUUCUUAUAUUUUGGUUAUGGUGUACAUUUCUUGUACAUCGUAUAUUAUCCGAUAUAUUCUAUCAUGAAAAUUAUUGGAGCCGUUCACAUCAUUUUCAUAUUGAAUCAAUGGAUAUUGACCUAUUGGUUGCUGUAUUUUCAAUUAUUUACAUACAAUCAGUAUUACCAUUCAAUCCAUAUAUUAAUCUGGCUAUACAAUUUAUUUGUUUUGCAUUAUAUAUCCUUAUGGAAAUUAUGCAAAUAAUUACCGUAUUUAAUGAUGAUCGAUUACGUAUGAUUAUUCAACAACAGCAACAACGUUCCAUAAUAAACAAUAAUGAAACAUCGUCAUCAUCAUCAUCAUGGCAACAAUCGCAUCAACAACAACAAUCAUUGAAUGAUUCACAUGGAUUUAAUGAAUAUAUUGUUAAGAAAAUUCUAACAGAUAUUCUGAUAUUAUUAGCAUUCAUAACCUAUACAACCGAUUCACGACGACGUAUGGAACAGGAAAAUUGUGAUACAUUUGCCGGUGCACGAAAAAUCAUUGAUGAUCGAAUAUUACUUGAAUUCGAACGUGAACAACAGGAACAAUUAUUAUUAUCAGUUAUACCGGCAUAUAUUGCUGCUGAAGUUAAACGUCGUAUAAUGGAUAAAAUGGAUGUUGAUCGUAAAGGUGCACGUGCUGAAAUGGAAAAACAAAAUAAUAAUAAUAAUCAAAAAUCGACAAAAACUGCAACAACAGCUAAUGUUACAAAUAUUAAAACAAAUUUCAAUCAAAUGAAUUCUGGUGGAAAAAAUCGUCGUGAAUCACAUGCAAUAUCCGGUUCAAAUCAAAUAUUAUCGGGUAAUCAUCGAUUAGCUGGUCCAGGUGAUCUAUUACCGAAAACACCACAAAAACAACGAUUUCAUGAACUAUAUGUACAACGUCAUAAUAAUGUUAGCCUAUUAUAUGCCGAUAUCGUCAAUUUUACACCAUUAUCAGAACAAUUAUCCGCUUCAGAGCUGGUACGAACAUUGAAUGAUCUAUUUGGACGUUUUGAUGAAUUAGCUCAGGAGAAUCAAUGUAUGCGUAUCAAAAUUCUGGGCGAUUGUUAUUAUUGUGUAUCCGGUUUGCCUGUAUCACGUCCAAAUCAUGCCAUCAAUUGUGUACAAAUGGGACUACGAAUGAUCAAAGCAAUCAAAAUGGUCCGUGAUGCUACCGGUGUUAAUGUUGAUAUGCGUAUCGGUGUUCAUAGUGGUAAUGUUUUAUGCGGUGUUAUUGGACUACGUAAAUGGCAAUAUGAUGUAUGGUCGGAUGAUGUUACACUUGCAAAUCAUAUGGAAUCCGGGGGUGUUCCUGGACGUGUACAUAUAACGGAAGAUACAUUAGAUCGAUUGGAUAAUCGUUUCGAAGUUGAACCUGGUAAUGGACAUCUAAGAGAUUCUUAUCUUGCACAACAUGCAAUUAAAACUUAUCUUAUUAUUGAUCCAACGAAAUCUAAACAAGAUACAUUGGAUACAAAAAGUAUCGCUGAUACUGGUAAUAAUACAUCAAAUGAUUGUGCAUUAUCAUCAAAACGACGAUCAUCAUUGCAAGUGGAUGGAUCAAUCAUUCACAAUGAUUUGAUCAAUUGCAAAAAUAAUGAUAAUCAAUCAUCACAAACAAAUUCAUCGUUAACAAACGUAUCGAAAGUACAACGUAAAAUGGGUCCAGGUGUUGGUAGUAAACGAAAUUUUUCUAAAUGGACUGAAUGUGGUUCAUCCGGAUGGGCGGUUGAUAAACCAUUUUCAAAUAUUUCCGAAUCUGUUAUAGCUAAAAAUGUUACACAAACGAGUAUUGCAUUAGUUGAAGCCGUCUUAACACCUACACCACAAUCAUUGAUGGAUACAUUACGUUCAUGGUUUUCCUGUUGUCUACCUGCAUCCGAACUACAACAUUAUCAUCCGCGUAAAGCGGAAAUCAAUUCCAUUUUUCUUCAUUUUAAAGAUAGUUCAUUGGAAAAUCCAUAUGAACGACAUGCAUUUGUGGGCAAUUUUCCCACAAAUUCCUUAAAUGUAACCAUUUUAAUGUCUGUAUUGGCCAUCAUUGAAUUCAUUUUGCUUCCAAUAAAUAUUUUUACACUUACAUUGAUUAUAUCGAUGAUAAUCAUCGCAUUAACAUUUACCAUAUCGAUACUAAUACAAUCAAUUCGCAAUCAUCAGGUACCAUUGACCAUGUUACCAACACGAUUUUCAACAACAUUUGAUCAAUAUAAUAAUAAUGGUGCGAAUAAUACCAAUAAUAUCGGUACGAAUAUCUGUGAUGAUUUGGAAACCGGAUCAAACAUUGGAAAUACAUCAAUUACACAUCAUAAUACAUUACAACAACAACAAAAACGAAUGAAAAUAUUCGAAUGGUAUCAACGAUUAGGUAUGGUGAUGGGUGAAAAAUUGGAUUUCAUACAUGUAUCGAUUAGAAAUUAUACGGAAAAUUUUCUAAGUUGUCAUCAACAAAGUAUAAUGCUAUUUUCAUUAAGUAUUUGUUCGGCAUUAACAAUCAUAAUGAUCACUAUUGAACAUUGUCUUACAUUUGUUCCAUCCAUUGUUAAUUGUGAUGAUGUACCAAUUCCAAUCAUGAUGAUAAUGACUACUGCUACUGGUAGUGGCGAUACUAUUCCUACGAUCACAACUACAUUGAAUGAACAUCAAAAAUGUCAACUUGAAUUACGACAUUACUUUCGCGUUUCAUCCGUCAUUGUUUUGAUGCUCAUCUCAACAUCAUUGUCACAUUUGAAACAUACAUAUCGUAUACUUGUGCAGAUAUUCUAUUUUGGUAUAUUAGCCAUAUUGAACAUUUUGGCUGUUGGAAAUUCCGGUACAAAUGCUCCAUCUAUGAUUCAUUCUACAAAUAUUUCAUUAGAUAAUCAAAAUAUAAAUGAUGAUCAUAAUAUUAUGGAUACGACAACGGAAGAAGCGACACCAACCGGUGUUUAUGGUGCUACAAUAUUGUUUGCCCUAUUCUUUUCAUUAAUCCUUUAUGUACGUGAUCGUCAUAUUGAAUUCUCAUCUCGUCUGCAUCAAUUAUGGAAGGCAAAACUUCAAGUUGAACAGGAAGAUGUUGAAACUAUUGGCGGUAUCAAUAAAAUUUUGUUAGAAAACAUUCUACCACAACAUGUUGCACAACAUUUUCUAUUGAAUAAUUAUGGUCCAAAUCGAACAUUAUAUCACGAACGUUAUAAUUCAGUUGCCGUAAUGUUUGCAUCAAUACCAAAUUAUCAUGAAUUUUAUGAUGAAAAUGAUGUCAACAAACAAGGACUAGAAUGUUUACGACUACUGAAUGAAAUAAUCUGUGAUUUUGAUAAAUUAUUAUUGAAACCAAAAUUUAGCUGUAUUGAAAAAAUUAAAACUAUUGGUAGUACUUAUAUGGCAGCGGCAGGUUUACAACCCGGACGAGAAAGUUUUGAAGCCGGUGCUAAAGAAGGUAGUUUUAAACUACAUCGUGAAGAACAUAACGUCAUUUCCUUGGUGGAAUUUUCCAUUGCAUUGAAUAAUGUCCUACAACAGAUUAAUCGUGAAUCAUUUCAACGAUUUCGUCUUCGUGUUGGAAUAAAUCAUGGACCAGUGAUUGCCGGUGUUGUCGGUGCACAUAAACCACAAUAUGAUAUAUGGGGCAAUACGGUUAAUGUUGCAUCACGUAUGGAUUCACAUGGUAUGAUGGGUAAAAUACAGAUACCUGUGGCAACAGCAAAAUUACUUAUGGAACAUGGUUAUGAUUGUGAAUGUCGUGGCCGUAUACAUGUAAAAGGUAAAGGUGAAUUGGAAACAUAUUUCAUUAAAUCACCUGCAUUGAAAGAUGAAUUAUGAUCGAAAAUAAAACAAAAAAAGAAGAAAAAAUCGAACAACAAAUUUUUCAGUUCAUUUCUAAAUUCCUAUCGAAAGUGAAAACCUUCAUUCUAUAAUCCAGCCAAAAAUGACCAGAAAAAAUCUUCUUGAUUCCAUUAUGUAAAUGGAUUUUCAUUGUAAAACCGCGUAACACAAACUAUACAUGCACACAAAAUCAAAUUGGAAUCGAUUCAACAAACAAAAUUUUCCUUUUGUGUGUGUAUGUUUCAUUCAUUCAUUUGAAA